GUGACCUUGAAUUCGAAGGCAGGGAUCUAGUUCAGCCGAGCAUGGACGGUGCAGAAAGCAGCCCUGGAUAAGCUUCCAGCCUCUGGCGAUGUCUACACAGUCAUAAAAGGGUGGCAAACUCCCCAUCCAAAGAAGCUGUGGCGCGCUGUAGACUCAUUGGAAAAGACAACUUGCAGGAGACUUGGAGUGGGUCACGCUGUGGAGCAUAAGUUCUCAUGCCGAUUGUCGCAGUUGAUUUCAGCGGCCAUCUGAUAUUCUGGAAUGUAGCUUUUCUGCACAGAAACUUGGUUGCUGGGUUCGCCUUCUCAACUUGCCUCAGAAGUGGGAGGUCCAAACAAUUGCGUUGAUUGCGUUCACAAGGCGCCAGAUCUCGCUUUGAGAGUGCAUACACGAGGGCAGCUGGUCACAAGCACUUUCUCCACGCAUUUGUGAUCGCAGCUGCGAUCAUCUGGCUGGGGUCGUAAGCUGUGAGGGUGUUCAAGCUGCAACCCUGUGGUCAGGAAUCUUCCCCCGUGCUGCGGGCUGGCCUGAUGGCCCACCCGAUCAGGCUGGGCUUGCUCCCCUGCUUGCUCUUCCCACUGCUGCUGGCGACCCCAGCAGUGGGCGCCAUCCAGCCCAAGGUGCCAGCUGUCUUUGCGUUUGGCGAUGAGCUCCUAGACACCGGCAACUGCCUGGCGCUGCCGGGUGUACCCAGGCUGGCGGAUAGCAAGCCGUAUGGGCUGGCCACGUUUGGGAGGCCCACCGGCCGCUACUCGGAUGGCAAGCUGGUGGUCGACCAUCUAGCGGACCUGCUGGGCAUCCCGUACCUUAUACCGUACGCUGUCACCGCCCUUAUAAAUGUGACGGAUGCCCACCGCACCAGUCGGGCAGCCAACGAGGUGCUGCCAGCUGUUCCUCUGACUGAGUCUGCCGCUCAGCUUGCUCACGGCAUCAGCUAUGCGGCGUGCGGGGCGGGGGCGCUCCAAUCCACGGCCGGGUGGUCAAGCCUGGAGGAACAGGUGGCGGCGUUUGAGUGGGCAGUCAAGAACGGCACGUGGGCGCCCAUGACAGUGACCAAUGCUCUGGUAGUGAUGAGCGUGGGCAGCCACGAUUACGUGCAUGCGGCCAGCAAGAAGGGCGCGGUCAGCCAGUUUCUGGAGACGCAGGUGGUGAGCGUGAUGAGCGAGGCGGUGUCGUCUCUGUACUCGCUGGGCCUGCGCCGCUUCUUGCUACUGGGCGUCCCCGCUAUUGGCUGCACGCCCAAGUACCGCGGCCGCAUCGACACCCAGGGCGGCAGGUGCGACGAGAAACUAGACUCAGCGGCGCUCGGGCACAAUGUGAUGCUCAAGACGGCGGCGCACGGGCUGCGGGAGCGGAUGAAGGGGGCGGUCGUGGUUGUGGUGGAUACUUUCGAGUUCGUGUUCUCGGCCAUCGCAGCCGCCGAGAAAGCGGGCUGGGAUGACGUCAAGGUGCCGUGCUGCUCGGGGGAGUGCAGCAAGGACAAGGCGUUCACAGUGUGCGAUCGACCAGCAAAGUAUCUCUGGUGGGACGAUUUGCACCUGAGCGACGCGGCCAACCGGCAGCUGGCGCAGCGCAUCUUCGACGGCCACGGCGGCUACACCACCCCGGGCAGCCUCGCCGACGCGCUCGGCUUCGCCAAGCUGGGGCCCGUCGACGAGCAAGGGCGAGAGAAAGAGAUCUGGGAGUCCCCCGAGUGGGCCGCCCUGGCGUGGGUGGCCUUCUGCUUCGUGUACGUGGCGUGCCUGGUGUACGCGCAGCUGCCCCGGCCAGCCCCCCCGGGCAGGUACAGCCGGCCCUGAAUCUCACGCCCAUAGAGCGGGCCCCGCGUUCCUCGCACGCAGUCAUGAGCUGAUAGAUCAAAGGUAUCGAGCCGCCUACUAUUCUUUCAAAGAGUACUUGUACAGCGCAGUGUUUGCUAAAAGCGGCAAGGAAAGGCCUUUUUGACAAUAAUAAUAAUAGCAAAUCUUGAGAGCAGGCAGAGUAGCUAUUCUUUUGGAGCUGAGAUUGGGUGUAAGGUCAGGGCGCUGAGCGCGGGUAAGUCUGGUGCAAUGGCAGUUGAUUCUGGUCACCACACCCAAAAGUGAAGCUCAUAAGAGCGCCAGCUAAGGCGAUGCAAGACGUCCUAUAUGGAUGUUUAGCUUUGUCACGUCUUCCGUGUCAAGAAGACUCUGUCUUUUGCCUAGAACGAGGUACGUGAAGUGCAUGAUCAUUGAGCG
Molecule: messenger RNA, 2216 nt
Organism: Klebsormidium nitens
Lineage: Eukaryota; Viridiplantae; Streptophyta; Klebsormidiophyceae; Klebsormidiales; Klebsormidiaceae
Source: the annotation of a GenBank genome assembly